AUGGCUUGUCAAACGCCCUCGGAGAUACUGGAAAGCAUUGCUAUUGCACGCAUUGCGUUCGACAAAGGCGAGGCAGGCUCAAGAGAGGCUCUAAUUGACUACAGCCGCGCGCUCACUGCAUCCCUGGAAAUUCCGAGCGAGUUUAUGCAGCGUACGUUCUGGGCAGAGCCUGCCCAAUCCGCCAUUAUCCGCAUUGCCGUCGAUGUCAAACUCUUCCAACACCUACAAGAAGCAGGUUCUGCAGGACUUGGUCCUUCAGUCUUGUCCGAGAAGACCGGGAUUGAGAUCGGUCUCCUCCAACGAUUUACAAGCCACUUGGUCGCCAUGAACCUCAUUGCUUUCCAGGAUGGGGUCUUGCUCGCAACCAAGCUGAGCGAUGGCCUGGCAGCAGAUAAUUAUCAACAGAGCAUCUGCUUCUGCUAUGAUGCGUCACGUCCCUCAUUCAAUGGAUUUCCGGAAUACUUCAAGAAGAACGGAUACAAGCCCCCUACUACCAGUGGAACAGAUGGCCCCUUUCAAUCGGCGCACCAGACCGAGUCACCCUUUUUUGACUGGCUCGUCAAGUCCCCGCCCUACCUUGAUUAUUUCAGCUCUUUUAUGAGUGCAUACCGUGCCGGCAAACCGGACUGGUUCGACUUUUACCCUGUUGAGAGCCGCAUGGUUGAGGGGUUUGAUCCCUGCAUCGGCGACACUCUCUUAGUUGAUGUUGGGGGUGGCCGGGGCCAUGAUCUCGCUACUUUUGCCAAGCGGUAUCCCUCUCACCCUGGCAAGAUAAUUCUCCAGGAUCGAGAGCCUGUCAUCGCCAGCGUGGUCGAUAGUGGUGCGGAGAACCCAUUCGAGGCCCAGGCCCGUGAUUUCUUUACGCCUCAGCCCAUAAAAUAUGCUCGUGCUUACUCUCUUCAUUCUAUUCUCCAUGACUGGAGUGACGACGAAAGUGUAAAGAUCAUUGAGAACCUCCUCCCAGCACUCAAGAGGGGCUACUCACGGGUUCUGUUUAAUGAGAUUGUUGUCAGCGAAGAGAACCCCACUUUGGCAGCGUCGAACAUGGAUAUGAUGAUGCUGGCUCAUCUAAAUGUCUCGGAGAGAACAGAGGAUCAAUGGAAAACCUUGCUUGCUAAAGGUGGAUUGAAAAUUGUCAAGGUCCACACAUGUCCUGGAGUUGCAGAGAGCUUGAUUGAAGCAGAGCUGGUUUAG
Messenger RNA from Penicillium longicatenatum, 1194 nucleotides. RefSeq names its product O-methyltransferase. The coding region runs from base 1 to 1194 and encodes 397 amino acids. The record is from RefSeq and is a predicted model, not a curated record. NCBI's taxonomy places the organism in Eukaryota, Fungi, Ascomycota, Eurotiomycetes, Eurotiales, Aspergillaceae. Gene Ontology annotation, molecular function: O-methyltransferase activity. The transcript is spliced from 2 exons.